UCGCUCACAAGGUCAGUUUGGGUCCGAGGUUCGCCUAUUUUUCGUAUGAAAUGAACUUCAAAAGUUUGUGUUUUAUUAUUUAUUUACUUACUGUCAUUUAUUCAGUACAGUCGCUGGUAAUUCCUGAGAAAAUAAAACCCGAUGCUGUUAAUUUUACGGGAUUACGUGAAUUUGAUGGUGUUCCUAUCGAAGCCAGUAGUGAUGUCGUUGACGCUGUCAUUGUCAAGGCUGUUGAAAUACCCGAGGAAAAAGUAACUUAUGAAGGGUCACAAUUAUGGCGAGUUCUCGCCGACAAUGAACAGGCCGAUUUUGUGUCUUUUCUUCAAGAUACUGGAGAAGUUGUAAAGUGGACUGGAAAUGAUUCAACGGUUGAUGUCCUUGUCCGCCCGGAUAUGAUUCCACGUGUGUCGCGAUUCUUACGCGAACGUCAGGUUAAAUAUGAUGUCGUUAUACCUGACAUCCAACAAGCUAUAGAUCAAGAAAACCCGCUGCCGUCAGCUGAAGAAAUCGAAGAACUUGAAGGAAGAAAAGGUCAUCGUAUGGAGUGGUCAAGUUAUCACCGCCUGGAAGACAUUCACGGUUUUCUGGACUACCUUGCUGACACAUUUCCUGAUUUAUGUUCUGUAAUGACGAUCGGAAAUUCUGUCGAAGGCAGAGCUCUUAAGGUCUUGCGCAUAAGUAAAGGCGAUCCAAACGUACCUGCGAUUUGGAUAGACGGUGGUAUUCAUGCUCGUGAAUGGAUUUCCCCUGCAUCUGUGACAUAUAUUAUAAAUUAUUUGGUCGAAAACAGCGAUGAGCUUCAAGCUGACUAUUAUAUUUUGCCUGUUGUCAAUCCCGACGGUUACGAGUAUAGCUUCCGAGGGGACAGAUUGUGGCGUAAAAAUCGUAGCAGUCCCGAAAAAGGUGGCGUCUGUAUUGGUGUAGAUUUGAAUAGAAAUUUCGGGUACCGGUGGGGAGGUCUCGGUACCAGUAAACAACCAUGUAGAGAAAUUUUUGCUGGUACUGGGCCAUUUUCGGAGCCUGAAACAGCAGCAAUGAAAAAUUUCUUCGAAGCUAGUGCUGCUAAUUUCAAGGCAUAUUUAUCAUUCCAUAGCUACGGUCAAUAUAUUUUGUAUCCUUGGGGUUAUGACAGAAGAGUGCCACCAGAUUACGCAGAUUUAGAACGUGUGGGACAACAAUCGGCCGCAGCAAUGAAAUCUGCUGGUGGAUCUGGUAGCGUUUACACAGUAGGCAAUAGUGCAACGACACUUUAUGCAGCUGCUGGUGGUUCUGAUGACUGGGCCAAGGCGAUACUCAAGAUCAAGUAUGCAUACACGAUCGAAUUGCGUGACAAGGGUAAAAGUGGCUUCAUAUUACCAGCUCGGUACAUAAUUCCCACUGCUAAAGAAGCACUUGCUGCUGUUUUAACGAUUACUGAAGCUUGCAAAUCUGUAUAAAUUUAUAUUUACACUAAUAUUUAUGUCUAUUUAUAUAAUUAUGGUUGGGGAGUUUGUGAUAAUUUAUUAUAAAUAUUUUUUAACCGUUAUUUAAAUUAUAAGUCUAAUUAUAAUUAUUUAUUAAUAAAUUUUUAAUUAAAAAAGAAAA
Messenger RNA from Microplitis mediator, 1584 nucleotides. Its product is annotated as carboxypeptidase B-like. Gene Ontology annotation, biological process: proteolysis. Bases 51 to 1436 code for a protein of 461 amino acids. Lineage: Eukaryota; Metazoa; Arthropoda; Insecta; Hymenoptera; Braconidae. The record is from RefSeq and is a predicted model, not a curated record. Gene Ontology annotation, molecular function: zinc ion binding; metallocarboxypeptidase activity. The transcript is spliced from 6 exons.